Messenger RNA from Gordionus sp. m RMFG-2023, 899 nucleotides. Its product is annotated as ATP-dependent Clp protease proteolytic subunit, mitochondrial-like. NCBI's taxonomy places the organism in Eukaryota, Metazoa, Nematomorpha, Gordioida, Chordodea, Parachordodidae. The coding region runs from base 35 to 748 and encodes 237 amino acids. The transcript has 4 exons. The record is from RefSeq and is a predicted model, not a curated record. Gene Ontology annotation, cellular component: endopeptidase Clp complex. Gene Ontology annotation, molecular function: serine-type endopeptidase activity; ATP-dependent peptidase activity; ATPase binding. Gene Ontology annotation, biological process: protein quality control for misfolded or incompletely synthesized proteins.
AGCAAAAUCGUAGAUUCGAGGGUUCUAUCCUCCAAUGUUGAUAAAAUGUUCUAACUCUAUUAGAAGAUUUAGAACUUGCUAUAAAUUAAAUUUCCCUUUAAUUCCUAUUGUUGUUGAACAAACUGGACGAGGAGAACGUUCCUAUGAUAUAUUUUCAAGAUUAUUAAAAGAAAGAAUUGUGUGUGUUAUGGGCCCUAUUAAUGAUGAUAUGUCUAGCUUAGUAGUCGCCCAAUUAUUAUUUCUACAAUCGGAAAGUAAUAAAAAACCUAUUCAUAUGUACAUCAAUAGUCCAGGUGGAUCAGUUACAUCUGGUUUAGGUAUAUAUGAUACAAUGCUUUAUAUAACAUCCCCAAUCUACACUUGGUGUGUUGGACAAGCUUGUAGUAUGGCCUCUUUGCUUUUGUGUGCUGGUUCUGCUGGAUACAGAUAUUCACUACCUAAUUCAAGAAUCAUGAUACAUCAGCCACAUGGUUCUGCUCAAGGUCAAGCUUCUGAUAUCCAAAUCCAAGCAGAGGAAAUUAUCAAGCUCAAGCGGCAACUCAACAGAAUUUACGUAAAGCAUACCUAUCAAACCUUUGAAACUAUUGAAAAAUUUGUUGACAGAGACAAAUUUAUGACACCCAUUGAAGCCAAAGAUUUUGGACUUAUUGAUGUGGUCCUAGAACACCCGCCUGAUGUUAUAGCAAAAGAAAACGAAAAAGAAAAGAAAUUUUCAAAUUCUCUCACUAAGGAAAGUUGUAAAGUUUGAUUUUAUUUGUACUUGAUGUUUCAUUUUAUUAUGUAUGCAAUGAUAGUUAGGAUCUAUUGUUGGAAUCCAUUUUUUUAUAAUAAACAUUUAUGCAUUAUAUUAUACUAUUUAUAUUUUAUACAACAUUUCUAACUUCUGAUAUUAUCUUUCU